AUGGCUGUUAUGCAAUCUUUCGAGGAGUCUACACUGCCGGGUCUCUUCUCCUGCUUUCCUGCGACAAAUCAUUAUGAUCAUACCAACGAGGUCCAGUCAACUACCGAUCAGGAGGCGUUGCGAUCCCAUCUAGAAGCUCUAUCGCAUGCGCUGUGUCAGGCUCAUCUGACUCCCGGACCAAAGAACGACGGAGUCCUGCGAGCACUCUGCUCUCCAGACUUCUGCUGGAUUAGCUCUCCAAACCACCCAUGCUACAUCGGCUAUUCGGAUAAUUUGGAAGACCAUCUUCGAAACAUCGCCAACUUCCACCGACGAAUACAGGAACAACCCGGCUUCUAUCUCGAGAGUGUGACUUACUCGGCCAGUGUGAGCAGGAACCAAAGCCAUGCCGAUGUGACGUUCUUGAUGAGGACUAUGAGCGGCUUGGCUAAGGAUAUGAGUGGACGAGAGAUUGAAUUUGGAGCUAGGGAGGGCUACUUUGUUAUGCGCUGGAGGAAGAAUGAUCAAAACGCGUGGGAAUGCUUUGCGAUUCAGAAAUUGAUGGGCGAUGGCUUGACAAUACCCUGA
Molecule: messenger RNA, 567 nt
Organism: Lecanosticta acicola
Lineage: Eukaryota; Fungi; Ascomycota; Dothideomycetes; Mycosphaerellales; Mycosphaerellaceae
Source: the annotation of a GenBank genome assembly